UGAUAGCAAUUUCAGCGGCUGUAUCACCCCCUUCAAAUUUAUAAAAUCAGUAAUUUUUAAUGUGAUCAGGAAAAUGAACGUUUCAUUUAGUGUUUGUGUACAUAUUGUCUUAUUAAGUUUACUGAAUGUGUGUUCGGCUGUGCACACAAAUAAUUGGGCCGUUCUAGUUGAUACCUCAAGAUUUUGGUUCAAUUACCGUCAUGUUGCAAAUGUUCUAUCAAUAUAUCGUAGUGUAAAACGACUUGGAAUACCUGACAGUCAAAUAAUACUAAUGGUAGCAGAUGAUAUGGCUUGCAACCCUCGAAAUCCUAGACCUGGCACAGUUUUCAACAAUGCUAAUCAGCAUAUCAAUGUCUAUGGUGAUGAUGUGGAAGUUGAUUACCGAGGGUACGAGGUCACAGUUGAAAAUUUUGUCCGCUUACUGACGGGGAGGCUGCCAGCAGGCACUCCCAGAUCAAAACAAUUACUGACAGAUGAAGGAAGCAAUAUUCUAGUCUACCUGACAGGUCAUGGUGGUGAUGGUUUUCUCAAAUUUCAAGACUCGGAGGAAGUCACCAGUCAAGAACUUGCAGAUGCUCUUGAGCAAAUGUGGCAAAAAAGAAGGUAUAAUGAGGUGUUUUUCAUGAUUGAUACUUGUCAAGCAGCCUCCAUGUAUGAAAAAUUCUAUUCUCCAAACAUACUUGCUGUUGCGAGUAGUCUCGUUGGUGAAGACUCCUUAUCACAUCAUGUUGAUCCAGCCAUUGGAGUUUACAUCAUAGACCGAUACACUUACUAUGCACUCGCGUUCCUAGAAAAAGUUCAUCCCAACAGUGCAAAAACAAUGGGUGAAUUUCUGGCGGUUUGUCCGAAAAAACUAUGCAUCUCCACUGUGGGUGUGCGGAAAGACUUAUUUCCCCGAGAUCCGCAUAAAGUGUCUAUCAUGGACUUCUUUGGAUCCAUUCGACCUGUGGAAGUUAUCGCCAAUGUCAAUCGAGCCAACUUUACUCUACAGCCUAAGACUGAAAUGAUAUCAGAAAACCUCACACCAGUAAUAAAGUAUGGCUUUGUCCCACAAUUUCCUUCACACCUGUAAAAUAUAUCAAGCUAAUUGUGGAGAACAAAUAUUGCGGACUAAAUGACGAGCAGAUCAAACUUUACGGAUUGAAUUAAGAUCAAAUGAAGAUUAUUUUACAUGGACUUUCAAAAAGGGCUUCCAAGCGCUGGCAUUUUUUCCAUUAAUUAUUAAGAAAUUUUGUAUACCAUUUCAUCUCUUUUUUCUAGUGCACCCUAGAAACAAUGUGAAAAAUGUCAUAAAUCCGGGUUUUGAGGGGGGGCCUCAGACAAAAUCAUGCUUUGCUCUUAAGGCUGAAGCAGUCCAAACUUCUAAUAGCAAAUGUAUUACCUAUGUUUCUUCUUUUAUCCUGAUCUCCUCAAACUUACUAAAAGCUUAGACAAUGCCCAUUUCUAGUAUUUAUAUGCUCAUCCUCAGGUCUUUGGAUCCUGAUUUUGCAGAGAUUUCUCCUCACACUUUACAAUAAAAUUGAAACAUGAUAAAACGAAAGAAUGAAGUGAGGGGAAUUAUUCUAACUGUUAAUUCAUGCCUCAAGACUUAAUGUAUCACCGUGAUGAAGUGAUCAGUGAUUUUUGUUGACCACCUGAGCAUGCGCUGUUUUAUAUUACAGUCAAAGCAUGGGAUAGAACUGAAA
Messenger RNA from Bemisia tabaci, 1685 nucleotides. It is a transcript of the gene PIG-K, whose product is annotated as Phosphatidylinositol glycan anchor biosynthesis class K. Gene Ontology annotation, biological process: proteolysis; attachment of GPI anchor to protein. Gene Ontology annotation, cellular component: GPI-anchor transamidase complex. The record is from RefSeq and is a predicted model, not a curated record. NCBI's taxonomy places the organism in Eukaryota, Metazoa, Arthropoda, Insecta, Hemiptera, Aleyrodidae. Gene Ontology annotation, molecular function: GPI-anchor transamidase activity.